Linderina pennispora is the source of this 814-nucleotide messenger RNA. Its product is annotated as ARM repeat-containing protein. The record is from RefSeq and is a predicted model, not a curated record. The transcript has 2 exons. NCBI's taxonomy places the organism in Eukaryota, Fungi, Kickxellomycota, Kickxellomycetes, Kickxellales, Kickxellaceae. Gene Ontology annotation, molecular function: RNA binding. Bases 160 to 654 code for a protein of 164 amino acids.
UGUCAUCGAGCAGUCGCGUCUGCGCGAAAUCCGCAAAAUACUGGAGAUGUCGUCCUAGCCCGAUCCCCAAGGCUGAGUUUGACCAGAUCUUCAACGAGCUGCUCCCCAGCGCUGUUCGAGUUGUGUACAGACUAUGUCGGAAACGUGCUGGUGCAGAAAAUGGCCGAGCGUGGCGACCAGGUGCAGAAGCUGGCGCUGGUCAAGCGGGUCGGCCCGUACAUGGCCUCUAUCGGCGUCCACAAGAACGGUACGUGGGCCGUGCAGAAGAUCAUUGACACUGCAACCAACGACGACCAGAAGCGGGUGAUUGUCGAGAACAUCAAGCAAUACACGCCCCAGCUGCUGCUGGACCAGCUUGGCAACUACGUCGUCCAGUGCUGUCUGCGGUUUGGCCCCAGCAAGUACGAGUCUGAGGAGGCCUCGAGCGACGCCAAGACCAGGGAGAACAGCUCUACGUCUGCCAGCAACGUCGAUCAGUCAAAGAUCCACCUGGCCCGUGCAGCCUCGAACCAGUUUGUGUUUGAUGCGAUCCAUGCCCGGUGCUGGGAUAUCGCGCAGGGCCGCUUCGGUGCGCGUGCCAUCCGCACCUGCCUCGAGUCGCCGCACGCCUCGAAGCUGCAGCAGAAGCUGGCCGCAGGUUGCCCUGGUCACUAAUGCCGUGUCGCUGGCCACCAAUGUCAACGGGCACCUGCUGGUCAACUGGCUGCUGGACUCGUCAAAGUUCACUGCUGGCCACGCACAAGCUUGGCGCCUCGACAAUUUCCAAGAUCGUUGACCAGACCAUGGAGCCCGAUGCGCGUGAUCUGAUCUUGAA